Rhagoletis pomonella (apple maggot) is the source of this 2924-nucleotide messenger RNA. RefSeq names its product radial spoke head protein 3 homolog. The record is from RefSeq and is a predicted model, not a curated record. Gene Ontology annotation, cellular component: cilium. NCBI's taxonomy places the organism in Eukaryota, Metazoa, Arthropoda, Insecta, Diptera, Tephritidae.
UCAUUUGGUCGCCGUGUGCCAUGGAGUGCGCCUGCUUUUAAACGCUAACAGCUACGAGUACACUAGUGGUCGUGGGAACGUUUGAAAUAGUCGGCACGCAUAUGUUUUUUCAUUUAGUAUCGCACAAUGUUGCUAAAAUUGUAUUACUCGUUUAACAAAGCAAAAGUUCGAGUAUCGAUUUGCUGACGCAGCUUAGUGACCAAAGAACUUUACGUGAAUUUGUGCUAAAUUUCUCGAAUAAAAAUAUUAAAUUUUAACUGCGUUGUUUACCCGUUAUUCAUUAUGUUGAAAUAGUGCUAAGUAGUUACUCGAAGUGUUAAAACCUGCGUGGUAAAGAGCUGUCAAAAAUUAUGAAAUUUGACACCCAACCCAAUGCCACAAAUCCAGAGCACCUCCCUCCAAACUCGCCUAAGGCAGAAAUUCACCCCACUCCCAACGCAGAAACCAAUAACGAAAACAACAACAUCCUUGUUACUGAUACAGGCAACGAGACACCUGCAACUCUUGCAGAAUCGGACUUAAAAAACAGCAGCUCAAUAGUCCGCAACCAAAAUUUCUCUUUCGCCAGCACCUAUCGACCUCAGCCACAUGUCAGCAGCCUUAAUAGUCGUUUCGGCAGCCCUCAACCGAUAAAUACGAGUCUAUAUCCACACAAGCCUAUUGCAUCCUUCACCGUACUCAACAACGACGACCUGUCCAGCCAAUUGGACAGUUGUAAGCCAAACGCAAUUGUGCGCCCGAUACGUCGUUACGAGCAGCGGGAUUCGGCGCUGCCCUUUCGCCAGAAUGUUGCAACUGAUGAAGAAACGCUGUGGUCCCUACAGCAAUCUCAUCGUCAAAAGAAUCGUUUCUCUUCCUCCACCAUGUCGAACAAAAUGACGCAUUUGCCCUCGGGAAGGUCAAACGACGAAGAGAUUGAAAAGUUGAGAGAGGAAUUGAAUCGGAAGCUACGUAGUCUGCAUUUAACAACAGCUCCAGAUGUGUGGACCAAGUCCAGACAAUCUUCAAAUACAAGUCAGCAAGACCACGUGAUUAAACGUCCACUCUUCAUAACAACGGUACCAACUGGUAUAUUCUUGCCACCCCCAAAAGAGCCACCCAUUCCAUGGUUUCUAAGACCGCACGUCUAUGCAUAUUCUUCACAUCCUGUGGUGUUGGCCAGCAACGACGUCGUCACAUCCGUCGCUAGCAAGGCCAAACCUCGUGACAGCUCCAUAGCGUCAACAACGAUAGCCGCCGACAAUAAGGCGGCAACACGGCCAACGUUGAAUAGUGCAAAUCCGAGUUCGAAUAUAAAUGGAAAUUUGGCUGCAACUGCGAUUUUAAAUGGCACACGGAGUGGUCAGUCGCCCCCUCGCUCUCGUUUGCCCUUAGCUGGUGGUGUACAUCUCACCAAACAACAAUUUCAGGAACAACUUCAACAGCGUCGCGCAAAAAGGAAAACUCUGAUCCCUUCGAUAAAGCAGCUGAACUGCGUCGACGCCACGCCUUACGGAAGCAAAAAGUUUGUCGAAAUCAACGCAACGUCCUUGGUACACCGCCACCAGUCAACGGACGACAACACGAAGUUAUUCAAACUGAGAAAUAUUUGGAAGAGUUGGUGCAACGUCCGCCAGAGCUCUCAGUAGAUACUCAGACCGAUUUGUUCCUCGAAAAACCACCAGAGCCACCUUACGUCCCGGCCAAAGUGGGCGUUGAUGCCGCCACCGAAAUCGGCGAAGGUGAACUUUUCCAUUUUGAUGCCGAGGCUCAACCGAUUAUCGAUAUACUUGUGGAUGCGUGCAUCGAGCAAAGCAUGUUGGAAGUGGCACACGAACGGGAGAUUGCAGCGCUCCGCCAGAAACAAGCCGAAUUCCUUGCUCAACGGGAAGCCGAAUUGGCGGAACUACGACGCCUCGAAGCAGAGGAGUUACGCUUAAAGGCCGAAAAGGAGCGUCGCUUACAACAAGAUGCCAUCGCAAAGGAAUUGGAUGAAGAGAUGCAGAAGAGCGUGACAGCCGCCAAAUUAUUGCAGGGUCAUAUUGCUGGUUUAUUACCAGAAGUUUUGGACAACCUCGAACCGGCUACCGAUGCUGCAAAGAAAGAGCACCUCAUGAAGACCGUCGCACCGUGGUUGACUAACGAAGUUGCAGAAGAAGUGGGGCAUAUUGUAGACUCGCGUGAGAUACUCACAGCCAUCAUACAAGAGAUCAUUAAACAGCGCGCAACAGCUUAUGCUGAUUACAAGGAAGAAAUGCCGCUGGAAACCGUAAUAGAGCGUGGUGAAGAUAUAGUGGAAGAGGAAACGAAGGACGAGGCUCGCACUUGUGAAUCGAGCGAUAUCAGUAGUGAGCAAACGGAUAAAUGUGACGACUUAUCGAAGAAGAUGUGAUCAAUAGAAUUAGUUUAAUUUCUCAUGAUUGAUCAAUCUUUUUACUUUUUGUACAGACCAACUUAACUUUAAAUUACUAUACUUCAAUUACACAUACAUUUCUGCAAACAAACAUUUACAAAUUUUCGGAAUUACAUUAUUUUCGGAUGCGUAUGAUAUCUUUUAAGGUAUCUCAAAAAGAUUUCUGUACAAAGUGUAAUUGAAUAAAUUAUGCAAGCGGGUCAAAAAACAUGCAUACACACUUAUUUACAUAUCGUCAUCAUUAGUGCAAAAUCCUCUAUUUGAAUUUUGAAUGCGAUAUUUUAAAUAAUACUGCCUUGCAACCAUCUCCACUGUUGAUUUAACAAUUUUUUUUUGCUAUUAAAUUUUACCUUUGAAAUUUCAAACUUUUCAAUUAGAUUCUUUUGUGCUGAUGAUGACGACUUAUUUCGCAGACAACCAUCAACAUUAAAAUCAAGCAUUUAAUGUUGUUUUGAUGUUCAUGAUUGAAACUGUAGUCGACGAUCCUUACUUUGGCGAUGUAAGCAAUUAUGUACGUAUGUAUUUUGCAAUA